Messenger RNA from Aplosporella prunicola CBS 121167, 744 nucleotides. RefSeq lists its product as uncharacterized. The record is from RefSeq and is a predicted model, not a curated record. The coding region runs from base 1 to 744 and encodes 247 amino acids. The transcript is spliced from 3 exons. Lineage: Eukaryota; Fungi; Ascomycota; Dothideomycetes; Botryosphaeriales; Aplosporellaceae.
AUGAGAUUCAGCGUACCUAUGCCUAAAGCCAGACCGCGAUGGCAAUAUGUAAAUAAUUAUUCGCACCCAUCACAAAGCCACCACAAUCAACCACCGGCCACCAGCCCAGCAAAGCCAGCACACUCAGCUAGGCCUAUCUACCUACCUACGCACCAGCCUUCGCAGUUCCCACCAUCCAUCCCCUCGCGCAAGCCAAACCUCAAGUCUGAUAUGCCGAAAAAAGGUACCAGAGCCAUCGCCAGCGCCAGCGGCAAACCCCAACGCCCAAACCGGGAGAGAAGAGGAGAGGAGAGGAGAGGAGAGGAAAACGCCAGACAGCAGCAGCAGCAGCAGUCAAGCAUCACCAACAACGACGAGGCGCCCAAGACAAGCCAGCAAGCAGCCAACGCGCCCCUCCACCCCCCACCCCCACCCACGCGCACGCGCACGCACACACCAACCCUCUAUGCAAACGCCGGCAACGCCUUGCGCCGAAAAAGAAAAAAGCCACACACAGCCACACACCGAGACAGAGAGACAGAAAGAGAACGAGGAGAGGAGGGACAAGCCAGGCAAGACCCAUCCGCGCGACGAGAAGCAAGCGACCGACUGAUCCCAAAAGGGACAGAAAGACAAAACAAGACAGGCUCGGGCGAGGGCGGCGCGUCGCGGUACCAGGCCCCUGUGUCUUUCUCUGUGUGCGGUAUGGGUAAGGCUAUGGUAUGGAAAAAGCAAGCAAACCAGGCGUCGUUGUUAGAGCAGUAA